AUGGCCAGAAAACCUCCAUCUCCCAGGUCGCCAUGUCAUCUCAAGACUACUGGAAAACCAACGACACGCAGUAGUAAAACUAUACCACCUCCUACACCUGCUAUGGCCAAUAAGCCUCCAACUCUCAGGAGGUCAAGUCGUCUCAAAACUCCUGGAACACCAGCGACACUGAGUUGUGAAACUGCACCUCCUUCCACAUCGGGUAUAGUCAGUAAACCUCCAAUUCCCAGGACGCCAAGUCAUCUCAAAUAUCCUGAAACACCAGCGACACCCAAUAGUGAAAUUGGAUUCCCUCCUACACCCAGUAUACUCAGUAAACCCCCAACUCCCAGGACGCCACGUCAUCUCAAAACUACUAGAAAACUGACGACACGUAGUAGUAAAACUAUACCUCCUCCUACAGCCACAAUGGCCAGUAAAGCACCAACUCCCAGGACACCAAGUCAUCUCAAAUCUCCCGAAACACUAGCGACACCGUGGAGAGAAAGUACACCUCAUGCCACACCCACAAUGGCCAUUAAACCUCCAACUCCCAGGACGCCAAGUCAUUUCAAAACUCCUGAAACACCAGCGACACGCAGUAAUGAAACUACAUCUCCUCCCACACCUGAUAUGGCCAGUAAACCUCCAACGCCCAGGGCGCCAAGUCAUUUCAAAACUCCUGAAACACCAGCGACACGCAGUAAUGAAACUACAUCUCCUCCCACACCUGAUAUGGCCAGUAAACCUCCAACGCCCAGGGCGCCAAGUCAUUUCAAAACUCCUGAAACACCAGCGACACGCAGUAAUGAAACUACAUCUCCUCCCACACCUGAUAUGGCCAGUAAACCUCCAACGCCCAGGGCGCCAAGUCAUUUCAAAACUCCUGAAACACCAGCGACACGCAGUAAUGAAACUACAUCUCCUCCCACACCUGAUAUGGCCAGUAAACCUCCAACGCCCAGGGCGCCAAGUCAUUUCAAAACUCCUGAAACACCAGCGACACGCAGUAAUGAAACUACAUCUCCUCCCACACCUGAUAUGGCCAGUAAACCUCCAACGCCCAGGGCGCCAAGUCAUUUCAAAACUCCUGAAACACCAGCGACACGCAGUAAUGAAACUACAUCUCCUCCCACACCUGAUAUGGCCAGUAAACCUCCAACGCCCAGGGCGCCAAGUCAUUUCAAAACUCCUGAAACACCAGCGACACGCAGUAAUGAAACUACAUCUCCUCCCACACCUGAUAUGGCCAGUAAACCUCCAACGCCCAGGGCGCCAAGUCAUUUCAAAACUCCUGAAACACCAGCGACACACAGUAAUGAAACUGCACCUCCUUCCACAUCGGGUAUAGUCAGUAAACCUCCAACUCCCAGGACGCCAAGUCAUCUCAAAACUCCUGAAACACUCUCGACAUCCAGUAGUGAAUCGGUAUCUCCUUCUACACCCGGUAUGCGCAGUGAACCUCCAACUCCCUGAACUCCAAGAAAUCAGAAAGCUACUGAAACACCAACGACACCCAGUAGUGAAAUUGGACCUACUUCUACUCCCGCUAUGG
This is a messenger RNA of Bombus impatiens (common eastern bumble bee), 1534 nucleotides long. Its product is annotated as mucin-2-like. The transcript is spliced from 4 exons. Lineage: Eukaryota; Metazoa; Arthropoda; Insecta; Hymenoptera; Apidae. The record is from RefSeq and is a predicted model, not a curated record. The coding region runs from base 1 to 1455 and encodes 484 amino acids.